GGGCAACACUGAGAGUGGAAGUGACUGAGCAGUGCUGUGGACACAGACCCCACCACUCACAGCCCAUAGGAUUCUGGGAAGUGCUCCUGCCUGAGAGAACACUCAGCUCAGAAGGAGGAAGGACAGCAGAGGCCAGGUGCCUUGCAGGAGCUGAAGGUUUCCUCAGAGAAAGGCCAGUACAGUGAGAAGAGAUAUGGAGGUGUCCUCUGAGCUUCUCAGCAAUGGGUGGACCUCCUGGCAGAGGGUUCUGCUCACAGCCUCCCUCUUAACCUGCUGGUUCCUGCCCAUCACUGCCCGAGUCACCAUCGAAUCCGUACCACCCAAAUUGGUCGAAGGAGAAAAUGUUCUUCUACGAGUGGACAAUCUGCCAGAGAAUCUUCGAGUCUUUGCCUGGUACAGAGGGGUAAUAAAAUUUAAGCUUGGAAUUGCACUGUAUUCACUGGACUAUAACACAAGUGUGACAGGACCUGAGCACAGUGGUAGAGAGACAUUGCACAGCAACGGGUCCCUGUGGAUCCAAAGUGCCACCCGGGAAGACACAGGAUAUUACACGUUUCAAACCAUAAGUAAAAAUGGAAAAGUGGUAUCAAAUACAUCCAUGUUCCUUCAGGUGUACUCCUCUCUUUUCAUCUGUGGGCGCCCUUCUCCACCUGCACUCCUCACUAUUGAAUCAGUGCCAGCCAGCGUUGCUGAAGGGGGAAGCGUUCUUCUCCGUGUUCACAAUCUUCCAGAGCAUCUUCAAUCGCUUUUUUGGUACAAAGGGUUGACUAUGUUUAACAAGGUUGAGAUUGCCCGGCACAGAACCGCCAAGAAUUCAAUUGAAAUGGGCCCUGCCCACAGCGGUAGAGAGAUAGUGUACAGCAAUGGAUCCCUGCUGCUCCAGAAUGUCACCUGGAAGGACAUCGGAUUCUACACCCUACGAACUCUGAAUAGAUAUUCGAGAAUAGAAUUAGCACACAUUUACCUUCAGGUGGACACCUCCCUUUCCUCGUGCUGUGACGCUUUCAACUCUGUCCAACUGAGGAUCGAUCCAGUGCCACCACAUGCUGUCGAAGGGGAAAGUGUUCUUCUCCAGGUCCAUAAUCUGCCAGAAGAUGUGCAAACCUUUUUGUGGUACAAAGGCGUCUAUAGCACUCAGGACUUUAAAAUUGCAGAAUACAGCAUAGUGACAGAGUCUAUCAUCAGUGGCCGUGCACACAGUGGAAGAGAGAUAGGGUACACCAAUGGAUCCCUGCUCCUCCAGGAUGUCACUGAGAAAGACUCUGGCUUCUACACACUAGUAACAAUCGACAGCAAUGCGAAAGUUGAAACAGCGCAUGUGCAAGUCAAUGUGAACAAGCUUGUGACACAGCCUGCCAUGAGAGUCACAGAUAGCACAGUUCGAGUACAGAGCUCAGUGGUCUUCACUUGCUUCUCAGACAACACUGGGGUCUCCAUCCGUUGGCUCUUCAACAAUCAGCGUCUGCAGCUCACAGAGAGGAUGACACUGUCCCCAUCAAAAUGCCAACUCAGGAUACAUACUGUGAGGAAGGAGGAUGCUGGAGAGUAUCAAUGUGAGGCCUUCAACCCAGUCAGCUCAAAGACCAGUCUCCCAGUCAGCCUGGCUGUGAUGAAUGAGUGACCCCUCCUCUCAUGCUAUAUCAGGGUGGGGGCAUUUCUGUAUUGAGAUGUCCACACCUACCCACCCCUGCCAGUUACAGAUUUCCAUUCAUUCAUAUGGACAGUUGUCGAUCUCUCCCAUCCCUCCCCACACCUGAUUCUGAUGCCCUCCAUUUUCUCCCACAUCCCCUCUCCUACCUAGUUCCCUCCCUCCAUCUGCUUCCUACGACUAUUUUUCUCCCUUUUAUGUGAGAUUAAAGCAUGCUCCCUUGGCCUUCCAUCUUGUUUAGCAUCUUUGGAUCUGUGUAGUGUAGUGUAGUGUAGUGUAGUGUAGUGUAGUGUAGUGUAGUGUAGUGUAGUGUGUGUAUCUUGUAUUUUAUGGCUUAUGUCCACUUAUCAGUGAGUAUAUACCCUGCAUGCCAUUUUGGGACUGUGUUACCUCACUUAGGAUGAUAUUCUCAAAUUCCAUCCAUUUGCCUUCAAAUUAAUGAUGUCUUUGUCUUUAAUAGUUGCAAUGUAAUUUAUGGAGCACUUGGUACCACAUUGUGUCUAUUCUUUCAAGCUGCUUGUGCCCUUCACACACUGCUCUGCUUACUAUUGGUAGACAAUGCAGCCCAAGGGGAAAAUGUUCCAUUUGUUCUUCUUUUUUUUCUUUUUACAUCCAAAACAUUUCAAUAAUAAGGAAAAAAUCAUAAAUCUCAAUAAUGCAUUUCUAAUGAUCAAAAUCUCAAGUUAAAAAACUUCGACCUUCAAUAUCCAUUGCAAGUAAAAGUAACAAAACGUAUCUGAAUACAAUAAAAAUUCUGAUGAUAUAUAGUCAUUUUAUAUUGAGGCCACAAAUAUAGUAACAUAAACCCAAGUUAUCUGUGUAAUUAAUUUUAAAGUCUGAAAUCCUUGGUAAAGUUUGGAUCUCUUGGAAGUAAUAAAGUUAACUCUUGUUUUAGUCUC
Molecule: messenger RNA, 2547 nt
Organism: Mus musculus (house mouse)
Lineage: Eukaryota; Metazoa; Chordata; Mammalia; Rodentia; Muridae
Gene: Psg19
Product: pregnancy specific beta-1-glycoprotein 19
Exons: 5
Coding region: 194-1621 (475 amino acids)
Source: RefSeq, marked validated